This is a messenger RNA of Paramecium primaurelia, 984 nucleotides long. The record is from the annotation of a GenBank genome assembly. NCBI's taxonomy places the organism in Eukaryota, Ciliophora, Oligohymenophorea, Peniculida, Parameciidae.
AUGGGUUAAUAAUGUUGUUAAACCUGCAACAAAACAACAGAUGAAGAGAAAAGAGAAAUCUUAGUUCCAGAUUAAAUUAUAGCUCAAACUGUGUCUAUAUAUAAUGAAAACUCAUCUUCAGAAUUUAAAUAAUCUGUCAUUUUACUUUCUAAAGAUGAAUAGUAUGAAGAAUAACCUGAAAAUGCAUUUCCAAUCGAAUCUAUCAAAAUUCCUAAACAAAUAGAAGAAUAUUUAUCUACUCUCCCUGAGUUUAAUUACUAAAUGAAUACAAGAGGACAAUAUUUAGGGGCCUUUUUACUUAAAGAUAAUUCUCAGUAUGAUGGAGAAUGGCAUAAAUCAAUGAGACAUGGAAAAGGACGCUGUGUCUUCCCUAAUCUAGUUUAUUAUGAAGGAUCAUGGAAAGAAGAUAAAAUUGAUGGUUAUGGUAGAUUAAUACAUCCAGAACAUGAAUAUUAUGAAGGUUUAUUUACAAAUGGAUUAAAGAAUGGUAAAGGUAGAGUUACUCAAAAUAAUGGUGCCUAUUUUGAAGGAGAAUUCGUAUAUGAUAAAAAACAUGGAUAUGGUAUCGAAGUCUGGCCUGACGGUUAAUAAUAUGAAGGUCAGUAUUUUAAUGGAUCUAAAGAAGGUAGAGGAAUUUUUACUUGGGCUAAUGGAGAUACCUAUGAAGGAGAGUUUAAAGACAAUAAAAUGGAAGGGAUUGGAAUCUUUAAAUGGAAAGAUAAGGAAUAUGAAGGAGAAUGGAAAGAUAGCAAGAUGAAUGGAUAAGGAGAAUUUAGAUGGAAUGAUGGUAGAAAAUAUAUUGGAAGUUAUAAAAAUGAUAAAAAAGACGGUUAUGGUGAGUUUAAUUGGCCAGAUGGUAAAUAUUAUAAAGGUUAAUGGAAAGAUGGAAAAUAGCAUGGAAUUGCUCUUUAUAAAGGUAAAGACAUGCCUAAUGAAAGACAAUGUUAUUUUGAAGAAGGUAAACGAACUAAAUGGAUAGAAUGA